This is a messenger RNA of Nelumbo nucifera (sacred lotus), 1338 nucleotides long. The record is from RefSeq and is a predicted model, not a curated record. Lineage: Eukaryota; Viridiplantae; Streptophyta; Magnoliopsida; Proteales; Nelumbonaceae.
AUGGCAACCAAUAAUCUCACUGUAUCACCCUUGCAUAUUUUGAUUUUGUUUUUCUCUAUUUACCUCUCAAGCUAUUCUCUAAUAGAAGCCAGCCAUGGUGGUUUCAGUAUCAAUCUCAUCCACCGUGAUUCAUCUCUCUCUCCAUUUUACAAUCAUUCUGAAUCUCCUUCUCAGAGAAUGCAGAAUGCUUUUCAUCGGUCAAUAACCCGUGUCAACCGAUUCAAGCAACCCAAGCUCUCUCCGGCGACAGUCCGAUCAGUUUUGAUUCCCAACGAGGAAAGUGGAGAGUAUCUCAUGAAACUGUUAGUGGGUACUCCUCCUUCACAAGUCCUAGCCAUUGCUGAUACUGGUAGUGAUCUCAUAUGGACACAGUGCAAGCCUUGUGCCCACUGUUACAAGCAAAAACGUCCUCUCUUUGAUCCUAAAAAUUCUUCUACUUACAGGAACCUUCCAUGCAAGUCAAAGCCCUGUAAAUACCUAGAAAGCAGGUUCUGUAGCAGGAAAGGAAAUCUCUGUGAGUACUGGUAUACUUAUGGAGAUGGGUCAAUGACUAAAGGAAACGUUGCUGCAGAUACAUUCACCUUGGCAUCUACUAAUGGGAGGUCUGUUGCCCUCCCAAAAAUGGUGUUUGGAUGCUCACACUACAGUCAUGGCUCCUUCGGUGAACAAGAAACCGGUGUGGUUGGCCUUGGCAGGGGCUCGCUGUCAUUGAUUUCUCAGUUGGGUUCAUUAGCUGAUGGCAAAUUCUCAUACUGCUUGGUGCCGAUGUCCAAAGAGAACGCCUCGAGCACACUGAGUUUUGGUCGCAGGGCUGUUGUUUCAGGCAAAGGUGUAGUCUCAACUCCUUUGGUUUGGGGAGAGGAUGAAUCCUUCUAUUACCUCACACUAGAAGGUUUUAGUGUUGGAGACAAGAAGUUGACAUAUAGCAAGUAUCCUUCGGCCAAGUCUGGUAAGACUAAGGAGAGUGGUAACAUUAUUAUUGACUCUGGAACAACCUUGACGUUUCUCCCAGAAGAGUUGUUUAAUGAAUUGGAAUCAGCAGUGAAGGAUGAAAUAGAUCUUGAACCUGUUCCCGACCCUCAUAAAGAUCUCAAAUUAUGUUUUAGGACUAGGACUGAUAUCAAGGUACCCACCAUCACUGCUCACUUUACUGGUGCAGAUGUCCAGUUGAAGGCAGUGAACACUUUUGUUAGGAUUGCAGAUGAUGUUGUGUGCUUGGCCAUGCUCCCUUCUCAGUUUUCCAUCUUUGGAAAUUUGGCUCAAAUCAACUUUUUGGUUGGCUAUGAUAUUAUAUAUAGGAAGGUGUCCUUCAUGCCCACUGACUGUACAAAGCAUUAA